This is a messenger RNA of Schistosoma turkestanicum, 3895 nucleotides long. The record is from the annotation of a GenBank genome assembly. Lineage: Eukaryota; Metazoa; Platyhelminthes; Trematoda; Strigeidida; Schistosomatidae.
GAAUUUUUAUCACAGCGCGGGAAUGUUUGUCGCCGAAUUGAUGAUUUUAACUAUUCAUUUCAAAUAAAACAACACUCAUCUCUCUUGAAGGUCUUUGAAUGAUUGUUUCUCAUUUUUCCUAUUUUAAUUAAUUAAUUAAUUAAUCAAACAUUUUCAAUUGAACAGUUUGUACUUUACUUUUUAACAACAAUAAUCUUACACACGAUCAAAAAUAAUGAAUACAUGGUCUGCUACACAGAAUCCUUAUCGUAAUCCAUUAUUAAGACAUUUGUCGGAGGCGUUGAUUUCCACGACAAAUGAAUUGGACAAUGUUUCGACAAAUACAACUAUUCAUAAUGACAAGAACGAUGGUAUGUCAUCUCGUCCUGACAUGAAAUUGAGCAUCCAACAAAUGUUCAGUGAAGAGAAGUCACUUCAAACUGGGGCAAGACUCACAACAAGUCCGUCAACGUUUACGCCAGGACGACCAUGUUUAGCUGGCACUCAAACAUUGAAGCAUCAGUUGACUAAAAAUAAGGAAACUAAUCUAGACAUGACUAAUACAAGUAUUCUUAGUAUGAAUGCAUGUGAUUUUACACAGGACUCUAGCGGACUAGGAUCUAUGAUUGCUGAUCAUUGUAAUACAAGUUAUUUCAAGGAUGAAGAUCGGCCUGAUUCUCGUUUACACUGGCCAAAUCAUAGUCUGAUAACUUUAGAUGAGGAUACAAGUGAUAUGAGUUUAGAUAAGAGUGAUGAUUACCUAAAUGUGUCAUGUGAUACCAAUAAGAACAGAGAAGUUCCAGUCAUGAAGACAGAAUAUCCACAGUUGGGAUGUCAAGUGAAAACAACCGACUUGCAGACGCCAACUUCACCACCGUCUUCUAGUGAAGGCAAAUCGAUUCUUCAAUAUGGUUCCAGUGAUGAAUUUGAUUAUGAUACAAUGGUUGCUCAGACACGAAUGAUUGCCAGCCGUGAUUUUCAGAGUAUAGAUGAGAAUUUCGCUUCGGUGGCACGUUAUGUUGAAGAAUUGACAGGUUGUGGUGAAUCCACAACCAAAGCGACUCACACAAAAGAUAGUCAAUUUGUGAAGUGUUCACCGACUAGUAAACCGACAACGCCAAACAAAUCGCAAUAUCAUCAAUAUCAGAAUCAUUACCAAAACCAACCACCACCAUCACAACAGCAACAUGUAGCGCAGUCGAUGAGUAGUUCAUCAUCUGCUAGUUCCGCUCGUAAUCAACAAGAUUAUCAACUGUUGAAAUUGCAACAAUUACAACAACUCUAUCAAAAACUUAUUUCUUUGGCAUCAAUGAAAAAUCUCAAAGUGGAUGAUAAAAGUUCCACUGAAUCGUUAACUCAAGAUUUACUUUUACGUCUUUUGACAAAUCAAAACAUUAAUGAUACUCUACUCAACAAUCUUUUACCAUCGAUGGAGACAACAUUGGAAAAGAAUAAUCGACGGCCUACAUCCACUGUUAGUGGUCAGAAUUAUAAACAAUUCAGCAUCGCAUCGAAUCAAUUGCCUAGAAAUAAUCGUAGAACUACUGUACGCAGUGAGCUAACCACCUAUGAUGAAUGCCUUCUUCGUAGUAUCUUGUCUAAUACACCACAGUGCGCAAUGCAAACUAAUUCAACUGGGAUUCAUUCUAUGAAUAAUAUACAAGGAGGACAUCAAAAUAAUGACAGUUUACUAGCUAAUAUCCAUGAUAAACGACCCAGCUCCUUGUUAUCAUCAAAUUGUAAUCAGUUAGUGAAUUUAAUGACACAAAUGGAUAGUAAUAUGGUGAAAGGCAAUUUACUUUCUCAAGCAACAACUAUUAAUACAAAUUCUGUGGUGUCAUUAUUAGCUAGUCUAUUAAAUGCCGCCGCCACACAGUCUCAAACGAAUCCAUCUGUUUUGAAUCAGACAAAUUGUACACCACAAGAACAACAUAAUACACUUUAUAGUCUUUUAGCUAAUCAAUUGUCGAGUUUUCAGUCGAAUUCUACACUGAACCACAACAAUAGCAAUAAUAAUAAUAAUAGUAAUAAUAAUCAUCCCACAAACAUUACACAACUACUUCAUGAACGUGUAUCAAUGGAUCGUGAAACCAAAUUGUUCAACUCUACACCAUCGCCAACUUCAUCGUUACAACAACGUCGUCAGUAUACAUUAUCAUCGGAUAGUGGUAGUUUGACAGAGGAAUUGUCGCAAUUGGCAUUGCCUUAUCAACAACUGAUGAGUUCAUUUGAGAAUGAUAUUGAUAAAGCAGCGAAUGUUUAUCGGAAUUCUGCAAGUACAGUGGCUCAGACAAGUGAAGCAGCUUAUCAUUGGUCAGGAAAAUUGCCUAUUCGAGUGCAUCGAUCAAUGACAUUCUCUAGAAAAGUAUUUCUUGGUGGUGUUCCAUGGGAUAGUACCAGUGAAGAAUUAGUUAGAGCUUUUUCUCGAUUUGGCAAUGUAAGUGUUUGUUGGCCACAAAAAGAGGGCGCGAAUUGUGGUAAUGCAAAUUUGAAAGCUUCAUCAACUAAAGGUUACUGUUAUCUGAUAUUUGAACAUGAGGUGUCUGUGUCCGAAUUACUCGGGAAUUGUGUUCAUAAUCCGACAACAGGUGGUGAAUAUUUCAAAAUAUCAAGUCCGAAAUUUAUAUCCAAAGAUGUACAAGUUAUACCAUGGGUUAUUAGUGAUAGUCAAUACACAAAAUCAACUCCUAGCUCUUCGGAUAUCAAGAGAACUGUGUUUGUUGGAGCGCUUCAUGCAUUGAUUACAGCAGAAACAUUGGUAACAAUUAUGAAUGAUUUAUUUGGCAAUGUAAUAUUUGCUGCUUUGGAUACAGAUAAGUACAAAUAUCCAAUAGGUUCUGGCAGAGUGAUUUUCUCUAGUCAUAAAAGUUACAUGAAAGCGAUCACAGCGAAUUUUGUAGAUAUUCGUACAUCGAAAUUCAUUAAAACCAUUCAAAUUGAUCCGUAUUUAGAAGAUGCCAUAUGUAAUAGUUGUCUUGCUUAUCCUGGCAUGUACUUUUGCCGAGCAUUUGAAUGUUUCAAUUAUUUCUGUCCAGCAUGUUGGCAUAUAUGGCAUAAUUCCACAGAGACAUUGUAUACACAUAAACCGCUGAGGAGGACAUUCAAGCCGAAUAUUGAUCGUCAAUGGCCAGCACCGGGUGUGACUGCAACGACAACUACUACUACUACGUUGAGCAGCGUGUCAACAGUGACAACCGCAACCACAGCGACGUCAAGUAGAUUUUAGUGAGCCCGUACGCCUAGAGGCUAAUGAUCACUGAUUGUAAUCGUCCGCUUUAAUCUUUAUUCGUUUUUAUAUGCAUACACCCUCACACACACACACAAAUAAACAGUUUAGUCCUGUUUUCUUACUGCAGUUGUUUCACUUCCCCGUCCCGUCCCGUCCCCUUCCAUCACCGGUUUUGUCGAUAAACGCGCUUUAUACACUUGUGUACUUCUCGUUUCUUAUCUCUAUCUCUAAUAAUAAUAGUAAUAAUAAUAAUAAAAAUACGCCGAUUUAAUAUUCUUAAUUUUUUUUUAAAAAAAACAGGUUUUAGUGUGACCAUUUUGAGACAAAGUGACUGAUAAUAAUACUAUUUCAAGUAUACUUGCUUUUUUUGGUUGUGAGUGACCAUUAUUAACAUUCUUAUUAUUACUGAUAAUAAUUAUAAUCAUAGUUGUCUUCUAAUAUUCCAUAUUGUAGUCUUUAUAGUUUUUAAAAUGACCGGGUUUGUUUUUUUGGUGGAAUUUUUAAUAUAUCUCUAUCUAUCAAUAUCUAUGUACCGAAAUGCUCAAUGUUCAGUUGGGUUUUUCGCGCGGUUUUCAAAUUUUUUUAAAAAUAAACAAUUAUAUCAUUCUAUCAAAGCAUUGCUGAUGGUAAUAUUGAAAAGUAAAUGCUCGGUUUUGUUUAAAUAAAAUAAAAAACAUGUUUUUAAUG